UGCAGCCUCAAUUCCUUCACAAGAAAAUAGAGUCCAUCCCAAUUUUGCCAACUACAAUCGCUCCUUUUCUGUAUCCAUAUUCAACCAAAUCAUACAUCGAAAUCUCGUUAAUUUUGUUGCACACUCUAAGAUCAAUCCAAUCAAUCGUUGGAUUACUUCUUAAUUUUUGUAAAAAAAUGGAGGAAAUUACAGAGGGAGUGAACAACAUUGCCAUCGCCGGAGAUACUCAGAAGAAGAACCGAAUCCAGGUGUCCAACACCAAAAAGCCGCUCUUCUUCUACGUCAAUCUCGCCAAGAGGUACAUGCAGCAACACAAUGAAGUGGAGCUUUCCGCUCUUGGAAUGGCUACUUUUCCCAUUUCAACAGUUUUCAGUGUUGCUGAAAUCCUGAAGAACAAUGGAUUUGUUUUACCAUUUCAUUCUUGGAUCUACACUGCAGAAAUCAGAGACGAGUCUAGAGGACGACCCAUCUCAAAAGCCAAAAUUGAGAUAGUUCUGGGAAAGACACAGAAAUUUGAUGAAUUGAUGGCAGCUGCUGCAGAGGAGAGAGCAGGAAACAGUGAAGAGCAAAGUUAG
Messenger RNA from Salvia splendens (bonfire salvia), 575 nucleotides. RefSeq lists its product as uncharacterized. Bases 177 to 575 code for a protein of 132 amino acids. Gene Ontology annotation, cellular component: nucleus. The record is from RefSeq and is a predicted model, not a curated record. Lineage: Eukaryota; Viridiplantae; Streptophyta; Magnoliopsida; Lamiales; Lamiaceae. Gene Ontology annotation, molecular function: RNA binding. The transcript has 5 exons.